AUGGGCGGUCCUAGCCAUGCGUCACCCAGGCGUAGCUACCAAAGAGCUGCUCAACCACAAGGUGAUGUGCCUCAAGAGGAGGUUCCUAACUUUGAUGAUUACCCUCCACUCCAACCCUACCGGAAGUAUAUCAUGCACAGACCGGAGUACACAAGGAUCAACUUCGGUGACCCUGGAGUGAAGCGAGUGGAUUACACCACAAAGCAAAGAGGUGCUGCAUUUAAGGAAAGAAAGGAAAAUCCUUAUGAUUAUGAGAAAUACAUCACGGAUAGGAGGUUUUGGAGCAAAUUUCAAGCUGAUUGGUACAUAUCCGUCUUUAUUGAGAAGAAGAAUGCUAUCACCAUCUCCAAGUUCAUCAAUUGGGCUGAAAUGAGUGAGAAAAAUAAUCCAACCUUUGACUUGGUCAUAAGUGAAUGUGAGGGCAAGAAUUCCUUUAUUCACUUCAAUCUUCAAGGGCGCGCCUUCUGGGUUUCAUACAAGCAAUUUGCUACUAUCCUUAAGCUUGAUGACACUCUAGAUGAGAUGGAAAUUCACGAUGACAUCAAUCCAACGGAUGAAGCUCUUAUGACUCUCUAUCGGGAUGAGGAUCCGGAUAUAGCGACGACUCAUGGACUACGUCCAUAUAUGGAGAUCAUGAACAGGAUAUUCCGGGAGACCUUGACUCCCAAGAGGGGUGAUCGCACCAAGAUUCAUGGUACGGUCAAGUUGCUUCUUCUAGCUAUGGACUUUGAUCACCCGCCCUUUAGUGUCUUUCACUUUUUCUGGACGGAGUUGAGGUACAUGCUCCAUCAUGGCAGUAAUCCAGUUAUCUAUGCUCCAUACAUUCAAAGGAUGAUUAAUGCCGUGACUGGAAUGGAGUUUGGAUAUGAUGCGGUCCAUGCCCCAUAUUGCCCACAGCCUCCCAAGGAGCAAGAGUUUCCACCAGAGGGCGAGUCUCCCCCAUCAGCUCACUCUCCACCCCAGCCCACUAUGGAUAUGCCCUCCACCUCGGCGAUGCCUUCCUCUUCUAGGACUCGUCCUCGCAGGAAAGGCAAUGCCUUUAUUUCUGGCUUGAAAGCUCUCUUCAAAGUAUGCCGCAACACCAACGAUGUAGUUCGUGCUCACGCUCGGGCAAAUCAGCAGAGUAUCAACAGGAUUGAGCGCCACCUUGGCAUUGAGGAGACGGAUUGGCCCGCAUUUCCACCUUCUCCUCCUAGGGACUUUCCAGCUGCGUGGGAGCAUUAUGAUGUAGGUGAUGAUGAUGAUGAUGAUGAGGAGGAGGAGGAGCAGGCGCUCCCGGAGGAGGAGGAGCAGGCGCUCCCGGAGGGGAGGACGAGCAGGCGGACGAGGUGGUCCACCAGGAGGGGCCAGGGGACGACGAGCAGGCGGACGAGGAGGGCACGGAGUCCUCUGCUUCGUCAACCGUCUACCAGCGAGGUCCGGCGAGUCUCCCCCAGCGACCGAUUCCUGAAGCAAAACGCCCGAUCAUAGCUCCCCAAGGGGAUAAGAACUGGAUAGUUGUGGAGAGGCCCGUUGGUGCUCACAGACGCCAUGUGAAUGGCAUCUUGGGUCUUCUGGUUAGGGAUCACUUCCCUGGCCUGGUCACGUUGGCCGGAGAGCCGUGUCCGGCCUAUACGUGGGAGCACUACCGGGCCGUCCCCGACAUGCGGGAUGUUGCCGGCAGACAGUGGCCCAACUUGGCUGAGCG
Molecule: messenger RNA, 1687 nt
Organism: Panicum hallii
Lineage: Eukaryota; Viridiplantae; Streptophyta; Magnoliopsida; Poales; Poaceae
Exons: 4
Coding region: 1-1470 (489 amino acids)
Source: RefSeq, a predicted model, not a curated record